Amoebophrya sp. A120 is the source of this 396-nucleotide messenger RNA. NCBI's taxonomy places the organism in Eukaryota, Dinophyceae, Syndiniales, Amoebophryaceae. The record is from the annotation of a GenBank genome assembly.
AUGACUACAGCAGAAUCGGGUGGCUCCGCCGGUCUUCCAGCGCACCAAGUUGCUGCACGCGCUGGUUUGCUAGUUUCCCGGGUGUCUUGUGUAAAGAAAUUUAUCAGGUUCGCACCCCUCCUGACCCUGCUGGACCUCACUGUCCCCUCUGCCGCGACCCGGCCGGAAAACUUAAAUUUGCGUCGCGAAAUCCGGAGUGGGCAGCAGGAGAAAGAUGCAGAUGUUGGGAGAGAACUGCUCGUAUUGCACCAGCCUCCGUCCAUGCAUUCCGGUGGUUUCACGAAAGGAACUUCGACAUCCCAGACCGUUGCACUUGAUGCGGUGGGCGAAGCGGGAUCAUUUUUGACGCGAUCGACAGCCCCAGCGGGUCCAGUUUCUUCCGGGGCGCAGAGGUGA